Panthera uncia (snow leopard) is the source of this 2058-nucleotide messenger RNA. It is a transcript of the gene CAVIN2, whose product is annotated as caveolae associated protein 2. Lineage: Eukaryota; Metazoa; Chordata; Mammalia; Carnivora; Felidae. The transcript has 2 exons. Gene Ontology annotation, cellular component: caveola; cytoplasm. Bases 317 to 1594 code for a protein of 425 amino acids. Gene Ontology annotation, molecular function: protein kinase C binding. The record is from RefSeq and is a predicted model, not a curated record.
GGGAUAGAAGAGUAGGAAAGAAAAGCUAAACCUGCAGGAAAGUGCCCCGUGCCGAGGAGAACGCGGUUAGGAAGUGUGCGCCUGCUUCUGAACCCUGAGUGGUUCUCAGUUCUGUAACCUUCGCCUCCCACUGGGUGGAGUAGGGCUUUUAAGAGCAGCUGGAAUGCAGUUCCCCUGAUCAGUGGAGCCAGUUGUUGCCUGUCUGAACCUCUGCCAGUCCUGGAGAGCGGUGCUCUGAGCUCAAGCCAGCAGGCCUCUUUCUGCCCGCUCGCUGCCGUCCUUCUUGCCGGAGAAGAACGUUCCCACCUGUCCAGCCAUGGGGGAGGACGCCGCCCAAGCUGAGAAGUUUCAGCACCCGGGGUCUGCCGUGUGGCAGGAGAAGCCAGCCAGCCCCAGCCUCGCGCCCUCUUCCACGCCGAGCCCCAGCCUGAACCUGGGGAGCGCGGAGGAGGCCAUCCGGGACAACUCGCAGGUGAACGCCGUCACGGUGCUCACGCUCCUGGACAAGCUGGUGAACAUGCUGGAUGCCGUGCAGGAGAACCAGCACAAUAUGGAGCAGCGGCAGAUCAGCCUAGAGGGCUCCGUGAAGGGCAUCCAGAACGACCUCACCAAGCUCUCCAAAUACCAGGCCUCCACCAGCAACACGGUGAGCAAGCUGCUGGAGAAGUCCCGCAAGGUCAGCGCCCACACUCGCGCGGUCAAGGAGCGCAUGGACAGGCAGAGCGCGCAGGUGAAGCGGCUGGAGAACAACCACGCCCAGCUCCUCAGGCGCAACCAUUUCAAAGUGCUCAUCUUCCAGGAAGAAAAUGAGAUCCCUGCCAGUGUGUUUGUGAAAGAGCCAGUUUCCAGCCCAGCGGAAGAGAAGGAGGAGCUUGCUGAUGAAAACAAGUCCUUGGAGGAAACCUUGCACACGGUGGACCUCUCAUCAGAUGAUGAAUUGCCCCACGAUGAGGAGACCCUGGAAGACAGUGCAGAGGAAAAGAUGGAAGAAAGCAGGGCAGAGAAAAUAAAAAGAUCCAGCCUCCGGAAAGUAGAUAGCCUCAAGAAAGCGUUUUCUCGCCAGAACAUCGAGAAAAAAAUGAACAAGCUGGGGACAAAGAUCGUGUCUGUAGAGAGGAGAGAGAAGAUUAAGAAAUCUCUCACUUCCAAUCACCAGAAAAUAUCCUCAGGGAAAAGCUCCCCCUUCAAGGUUUCUCCCCUCACUUUUGGCCGGAAGAAAGUCCGAGAGGGAGAAGGCCCUGCAGAAAACGAGACCAAGUCAGAAGACACGCCUAGCAGCGAGCAGAUGCCAGAUGACCACGAGGAGAGCUCGUUUGCAGAGGGUCUUUCUGAAGCGUCCCUCACCGGUGCCCUGGUGGAAGGCAAGAGCAAGGAGGAGGAUGCAGAGAGGGAGGCCUCCAGAGGGAGUAACUCGGGCAGGGAUAGCAACAUCGACUUGACAAUCGUGGAAGAUGAAGAGGAGGAGUCGGUGGCCCUGGAACAAGCGCAGAAGGUUCGCUACGAGGGAGGCUACCUGCUGACCUCUGAGGAUGCAGAGCAGUCGGAUGCAAGCCCGGGCCAGCCUGCCGUGCUCCAGGUGGACCAGACCGCCUAAACGCGCAGCCUGCCGGGCCCGGCCUGUGCUUCCGUUCCGGCGGGUAACCAGAGUCUGGAAACAAAGCCCUGCACGUGUCCGCACUACCCACUCACUACCGUGUUGUUGUCCAAGCAGCCCUCACUCACUCCAUAGGAGCAGCGCACAGACGGACCAAGAUCUACUAUGAAGGCGACCUGUCAGGAGCGUCGCUUCCAACUUGUUCUUCGGUUCUAUUUUUGUAGAAUUUCUCCAAGAUGGCAUGGAAGAAGAGAAGGGGCAGCUGCAAAACGCUGACCACUUUGGCUUAGUUAGAAAAACCAGAGGCUACUUGAGAUACUAGUCAUGAGAUGGGUUUCAUUUCUUGUCAUUCCAUAGGCUUGCCGAAUAGUGUACCAGUGCUAUAUUGAAUUUCCACUGAACUCUGUGAAGCUAAUUAUUGUAUUUCGAGUGUGCGAUAUAUAAUAUACAUAUGUAUUUAAGCU